GGGCCAAAAGUAUUCAUGGACGAGGGGAAUAUCAAAAUCAAGAUCCGCCAGAGCUGGUGGCAAUACUGGCGACCGAAGGACCCUCCCCCGCCUGCACCGACUUCACUCGACGCCGCACCCACCAUCCCCCUCGCGAAUGCUUCCAUUCUUUCGAAACUCACCUACUGGUGGAUCACACCCAUCAUGGUGCUCGGGUACCAGCGCAGCCUGCAAGCGACUGAUCUGUGGAAGAUGGACCGCUCGCGCGAGGCCGCGACGCUUUCGGAGAAGCUGGACGCGUCGUGGGACCGCAGAGUGCGCGAGGCGGAAGAGUGGAACGCGCGAAUGGACAGAGGAGAGAUACACCCGUCGUUCUGGCUCAGGAUGUCGUGGUGGUGGGCCGGGGUGUGGGGCCUGUUUCGCAGGCCGGGCAAGGGAGGGAAGAGGAUGAGCAGGGAAGAGAGGGAGCGCAGGUGGAGAGAGGUUGAGGGGAGGAAGGCGCCGAGUCUGGCUUGGUCGCUUAAUGACACAUUUGGUUGGGAAUUCUGGGCUGCGGGCGCUUUCAAGAUUCUCGGCGACGUCUCACAACUCAUGGGCCCUUUAGUAGUCCGCGCUAUCAUCACUUUCGGUCGGAACCAUUACACCGCCAUUCAGGCGGGCAAGCCUCCCCCGAGUAUCGGGCCGGGAGUCGGAAUGGCGAUAGGCCUGUUUUGUCUCCAAGUCUCUGCUAGCGUCGGGCAGCACCAGUGGUUCUGGCGUUCCAUGACUACUGGUGUCCUUGCCCGAGCGGCUCUGACGGCGUCCAUCUACAAACGGGGAGUGAACCUCACAGGUAAAGCCAGGGUGAAGCUCAACAACGCCGCGUUGGUAAAUCAUAUCAGCACGGAUGUCAGCAGGAUCGACGCUGCCGCCCAAUGGUUCCACGCAGCCGGCACCGCGCCCAUCCAGGUCACCAUCUGUCUCAUCAUCCUGCUUGUCCAGCUCGGCCCCUCUGCGCUCGCGGGCUUUUCCCUGUUCUUGAUAGUCGCGCCGGUCCAGGAGCGCGUGAUGAACUAUCAGUUUAAUGUCCGGAAGCACUCGAUGAAGUGGACGGACAUGCGCGCGAAGCUGCUGCUCGAGAUCCUCGGCGCGAUGCGCGUGGUGAAGUAUUUCACGUACGAGAACCCGUUCCUGAAGCGCAUAUUUGGCAUACGCAAGAAGGAACUCGACGCGAUAGAGAAGAUACAGUAUGCGCGCUCGGCGAAUAUUGCCCUCGCGUUCUCCGUCCCGGCGCUGUCGGCUACUCUCGCGCUCCUAGCUUACACUUCCACCCGCAGUGGCUUCGACGUAGCUAUUAUAUUCUCGUCGUUGUCACUCUUUCAGCUACUGAGGCAGCCGCUGAUGCUCCUCCCCAGAGCGCUGACUGCUAUCACGGAUGGUCAGAACGCGUUGUCCCGCUUAGCCGUAGUAUUCGAAGCUGAGCAGCGGAAGGACGAUGCGCUGGUCAUCGACCCUGACCAGGACGUCGCGGUGAAAGUGCUCGACGCGACGUUCGAGUGGGAGGAGAAUACCAGUCCCGGUGAGUCCAUGAGUGGGGGCGGAAAGAAAGAUAAGAAAAAGGAUAAGAAGAAGAAAGGAGGGAUGGUACAAGAGAGGAAGGAAGGUGGCAAACCGUUCCAGGUGAAGGAUAUCAAUAUGACUAUCGAGAGAGGCCAGCUGGCGGCUAUUGUGGGGCCCGUAGGUAGCGGGAAGUCAAGCUUCUUGCAAGGCUUGGUGGGUGAGAUGAGGAAAGUGAAGGGCGAAGUUACGUUCGGCGGAAGGGUGGCAUAUUGUCCACAGAGUGCCUGGAUCCAGAAUGCUACGCUGAAAGAUAACAUUCUGUUCGGACAACCGUUCGACGAGGACCGGUAUUGGUAUGCUGUCGAGAAGGCUUCUCUUCUUCCCGACUUACAGGUCCUUCCUGAUGGUGACCUAACCGAGAUCGGUGAGAAAGGCAUCAAUCUAAGCGGUGGUCAGAAGCAACGUGUGAACAUUGCACGAGCUCUCUACUUUGACGCAGAUAUUGUCAUAUUCGACGACCCUCUGUCAGCCGUCGAUGCCCAUGUCGGGAAAGCUCUAUUCGCGGAUGCAAUCAUAGGUGCAUUGAAAGCUCGGGGAAAGACCGUCAUUCUUGUUACACAUGCCCUACACUUCCUGUCCCAAUGUGACUACAUCUACACGAUGGACGAUGGCCGCGUCGUUGAGCAAGGAACCUACCCACAGCUUAUCGAGGCGAAUGGUGAAUUUGCGAGGCUUGCCAAGGAGUUUGGCGGUGAGUCUACCGAGAUGCAAGAGGAAGAAUCGGCAGAGGAAGGUGUCGAGGAAGCAAAGCCCGCGCUCCGCAUGGAUGUUGAAGAAGCCAAACUCAAGUCAGAGAAGCAAGCGAAACGUGCGGGGGCCGGGACAGGCAAACUCGAAGGACGGUUGAUCGUAGCAGAGAAGCGAACAACCGGUUCUGUCUCAUGGGGAGUUUAUCUCGAAUACUUGAAGGCCGGCCGCGGGUGGUUGACGGCCCUUCCGGUCAUCGGGUCGGCCAUGCUCAUGCAAGGUAGUCAAGUAUUGAACUCGUAUACCUUGAUCUGGUGGCAGGAGAACUACUUUGAUCGACCUACUUCAUUCUACCAGAUAAUAUACGCAAUGAUGGGUGUAUCACAGGCCAUAUUCACCUUUACCAUGGGUAUUGCCAUGGACAUCAUGUCCUACUACGUAUCCCAGAACCUCCAUCAUGAAGCCCUACAAAAUAUAUUUUACGCGCCAAUGUCGUUCUUUGACACCACCCCAACCGGUCGUAUUCUAAGUAUUUUCGGGAAGGAUAUCGAUACUAUCGACAAUCAGUUGCCUGUGUCCAUGCGAAUGUCUGUCUUGACCUUGGCCAGUGUCCUUGGAUCGAUAGUCAUUAUUACCAUUCUCGAGCCUUACUUUUUGAUCGCGGCCGCUGGGAUAGCCGUCCUUUAUAAUUACUUUGCAAAAUAUUAUCGCGCUAGUGCAUUGGAGAUCAAGAGAUUGGAUUCCCUUCUUCGAUCGUUCCUCUACGCUCAUUUUUCGGAGUCGUUGACCGGCUUGCCGACCAUCAGGAGCUACGGAGAGCUCUCUCGAUUCGUGAAAGAUAACAAAUACUAUAUCGACUUAGAAGAUCGCGCUCUAAUCUUAACUGUAACCAAUCAGCGAUGGCUGGCUAUUCGGCUUGAUUUUUGCGGAGCAAUGAUGACCUUCAUUGUGUCCAUGUUGUGCGUGGCUGGAAUUUCUGGGAUCAAUCCAGCCCAGAUUGGCCUUGUCCUCACCUAUACCACGUCACUGGUCCAACUCUGUGGUAUGGUUACGCGGCAGACAGCAGAGACUGAGAAUUACAUGAACUCUGUCGAGAGAGUGAUCCAUUACAGCCGCGGAGACUUGAUAGAGCAAGAGGCACCCCACGAAAAGCCGGAUUGCAAGCCUCUAUCGAAUUGGCCCUCAGAAGGUGCUAUAGAGUUCAGGGACGUGAAGAUGAGCUAUAGGAAGGGCCUCCCUUUGGUAUUGAAGGGCAUCUCGAUGAAUGUGCAUGGAGGUGAGAAGAUCGGGAUCGUCGGAAGGACUGGCGCUGGAAAGUCGUCUUUGAUGCUUGCAUUGUUCCGGAUUGUCGAGCUCACUUCCGGAUCUAUCAUUAUCGAUGGCCUCGACAUAUCGACGCUAGGCUUGAAAGAUCUACGCUCAAAAAUUUCUAUCAUUCCCCAAGAUCCGUUGUUGUUCAGCGGAACUAUCCGCUCUAACCUCGAUCCAUUCGAUCUCUACGAUGACGCACGGCUAUGGGACGCCCUCCGGAGAUCGUACCUCGUUGACCCCGAUGAGAGCAGCUCUGCGAAGUCGGGGCCUAGAUAUACACUCGAGACACCGAUCGAAAGCGAAGGUGCCAACCUCAGUGUCGGUGAACGAUCUUUGCUCAGUCUCGCGAGAGCAUUGGUCAAGGACAGCAAAGUGGUGGUGUUGGAUGAGGCAACGGCUUCGGUCGACUUGGAGACAGAUAGCAAGAUCCAGCAGACAAUACAGACGCAAUUCAGUGACCGGACGCUUCUUUGCAUAGCUCAUCGUCUCCGUACCAUCAUAUCAUAUGACCGGAUAUUGGUGUUGGAUGCUGGAUUGAUCGCCGAGUUCGACACGCCGAUGAAUCUCUUCAGCCGCAGAGACAGCAUCUUCCGAGCGAUGUGCGAGCGGAGCAACAUAACCCUAGAGGAGAUCAAGCGAGCUAGGGAAAAUAUCGCGGGAGCUAGCGACACUCAUUCAAAGCAUUAGAGCGUUUGAGCCACGGAUUGUGUAGCAUAAACAUCGAUGUAGAGUACUUCAGUGACA
Messenger RNA from Gloeophyllum trabeum ATCC 11539, 4320 nucleotides. RefSeq names its product ABC protein. Gene Ontology annotation, biological process: transmembrane transport. Gene Ontology annotation, cellular component: membrane. Lineage: Eukaryota; Fungi; Basidiomycota; Agaricomycetes; Gloeophyllales; Gloeophyllaceae. The record is from RefSeq and is a predicted model, not a curated record. The transcript is spliced from 29 exons. Gene Ontology annotation, molecular function: ATP hydrolysis activity; ABC-type transporter activity; ATP binding. Bases 16 to 4263 code for a protein of 1415 amino acids.